Molecule: messenger RNA, 5576 nt
Organism: Mya arenaria
Lineage: Eukaryota; Metazoa; Mollusca; Bivalvia; Myida; Myidae
Product: alpha-mannosidase 2-like
Exons: 6
Coding region: 284-3598 (1104 amino acids)
Biological process (GO): mannose metabolic process; protein deglycosylation; N-glycan processing
Cellular component (GO): Golgi membrane
Molecular function (GO): alpha-mannosidase activity; carbohydrate binding
Source: RefSeq, a predicted model, not a curated record
UAUCGCAUUAUACACUCGCUUUUAACUUUCAUGAUUUAACAGCCGUGGAUUUUAGUAUGACUUGUUUAUGUGCUGGAUUAAUGAAAUUGUAUCGAUUUUAUUUAUAAGCUGUUUACUAAUGGAUUAAUAGGAAUAGCGAACUAACAACUAUAAAAGCGAAAGGGCAAAUGAAGGUCACUAAGUGUCUUUACAACAUGAUUUAAAGCAAAUGGUCUAAGCAAGUAUGAAUACACCUUAAAUGGCAACAUAAAUAUAUGGACGUGUUUUGGAAUACGGAGCAAAUAUGACUAUCUUUCGCCUGCACAGCCGUGUCAAUCGUGUUUGGGCAGUUCGUGGAUUAUGCUUAACCCUCGUCUUUUACAUCGUCGGGUAUGUGAUGAGGAUGUCAUCGGAUGUUGGCGGAGUUCAAAGCAGGUCUUUAUUGAAAACGCGUGAUUUUCAAAAGGCAAAGCUUGAAAAUGUCGGUACCAGCAGCAUAACUAUACGAACUGUUGCUACAACGAAGAAGCAGGAUUUGCUCGAGUGCAGAUCAGAUUUCAGCGACCCAUACAACACAACCACAACCCUCGAUCUCGCUGAACGAACGUAUUUUGACGAUUUGAUUGAUGGGCAGUAUGUUCUACCACAUAAACCGGUGAAUGAAGCAGCAUAUAGCGACAAUCUUGAGCCGUUGACGGUCAUAAUCAUGCCGUUUACGCACGUGGAUCCUGGCUGGCUGCAAACUUUGGACGAGUAUUACAUGUUUAGUGUCCGAAACAUUUUGGACGGCAUGGUUCGCAAGCUGGUCUUCUACCCAGAGUUGACCUUUAUCUGGGCAGAAAUAGUCUUCUUCAGCAUGUGGUGGAACGAACAAAAUAAGGAAAUCAAACAAAACGUUAGAGAUCUUGUCAAACAAGGUCGGCUUGAGUUUGUAUCGGGAGGCUGGGUGAUGCCAGAUGAAGCCAGCACCAGUUACACAUCCGUCAUCGACCAACAGACCGAGGGACAUCAGUGGCUACUGGACAAUGUAGGAGUGACUCCAAACAACAGUUGGUCAGUUGACCCUUUUGGCCACUCCGGAACCAUGCCGUAUAUUUGGAAGCUAGCUGGGAUGAAGAAUAUGGUGAUAAAUCGAAUCCAUCAGGGAACUAAGGCUCAGAUGAUCCGAGAAAACGGUUUGGACUUUUACUGGAGACAAUUUUGGACUCAAGAUGCAGACAUAUUUUGCCAUUGUAUGCCAUACGAAGUGUACAGUUUAAAAAGUAACUGUGGUCCAGACCGAAAGAUUUGCGAACGGUUUGAUUUCCAACAUGUCGAGGGAGUAUUUUAUGAGAAAAUUAACCCAGAGAUAGAUAACAUAAACGUCGUCAAUUUGUCCCGGCUUUUAUAUGAACAAUAUCGAAUGAAAAGUAGUUUGUUUAAGCACAACACUGUUCUGGUUCCCUUGGGGGAUGAUUUCAGAUAUGAUCAUAUGAAUGAAUGGGAUCAACAAUAUGUUAAUUACAAGAAAUUAAUGGAAUACAUGAACUCUAAGCCUGAAUGGAAGAUUCAUGUGAAAUUUGGUACUCUAAAUGACUUCUUAAAUACUGUAUAUAAGCAUUCAGACACUUCUAAAUUUCCUAUUAUUAGUGGUGAUUUCUUUCCUUAUUCGGAUCGCAAAUCAGGCUACUGGACAGGGUAUUUCACGACCAGAGUCUUUGAUAAAACAUUCUCCAGAGACGUCGAGUCUCGACUCAGGGCUGCGGAGAUAAUGCACUCAUUUGCUUCAACUUACAGCAAACAUUGGAAUAGAAAAUACGCUGGAUUGGUCUCAUUAGCAAGACAGUUGACCUCUGCUCGUCAAAAUUAUGGAUUGUUUCUUCACCAUGAUGCUAUUACUGGAACGGAAAGACAGAACGUCGCUAUGGAUUAUGAGCAAAGACUGUUCAGUGCGUAUAACAUUGCUGGGAAGGUGCUCACUGAGGCAACUCAUUUUGUUUUGUCGAGGGGAAAAAACUCAGGCCCGAGCAAUAUGAAAUUCUUGACGUCGAGAAAAGAUAGUAUUCAUCUUGCGCAGCAUAAUUUAGUGAAGCUGUUUGAAGAAGGAUCGAAAAUUGUAAUUUACAAUCCGACCGGUCAGUUCAGAUCUGAAUUUGUGGGAAUCACAUUCGACCAGUAUGCAAUAGAAAUCAUUGAUUCUAAGAAUAGAAGCCUUGUAUAUCAACUAAAUCCGGUGUUUUCAAGUAAUGAAAAGGUAAGCAAAUCCUUGGUAGAAGUUUGGUUUCUGACCGAAAUCGCCCCAUUUGGUGUUGAAACGUACACUGUCAGAAAAACAAGUCGACCUCACAAAGGUCAGUGGGCAAGCAUUUCAGUUCGAAACAUGAAAAACCUGGUUUUACCUUCGAAACUCAAGUUUAAAUUUAAGCCCGAGCUCAGUGUGGACGGGAUGCCAAUAUCAAUACAAAAUGAACACAUGGCUGCAUAUUUUAACGAAAACUAUGGAUUUCUUAACAGAGUCAAACAACUAUCUGGUGGUGACGAAACUGGAAUUGACAUUGACCUUUCCUUCGUUCAAUACACGUCAUCAGCUAGUGGGGCUUACACGUUUGUACCGGACGGACCAGCAAUACCAUUCAUAAACACAGUUCCAAACAUACGCAUUAUUGAGGGCCCAUAUUUGUCUGAGGUGCAAGUUGUGUGCCCAACCAUCUAUCACCGUAUUAAGCUUUACAAGCAUAAGGGAUUGGUAGGGACACAGCUUCACAUUGAUAAUACCCUAGACAUGGCAUCCCAUGAUAUGGCGAGCAGAGAAGUCGCUAUGAGAUUACAGACAUCAAUACAAAACGAAAAGGGAACGUUUUUCACAGAUCAAAAUGGGUUCCAAUAUAUACGUAGGAAAAGGCAUCCUUCAGACAAGAUUCGUCAACACAUAGAGAGAAACUUUUACCCGCUGACGACAAUGGCUUUCAUGCAGGAUGAUUUAAGACGGCUUACAUUGCACUCCGCCCAGCCUCAUGGAGUUGCCUCUCUUGAGAGUGGAUGGUUGGAAGUGAUGUUAGAUAGACAUAUUUUCUUUGGAGAUGGGCGUGGAAUGGAUGACCCAGUUAUAGAUAAUAAGAUCACUGAAACGAGCUUUAUUUUACAGUUAGAAUAUAGUGAAAAACCCUUAAGUGAUGAAUAUUACUCUUUUCCUUCGUUAGACAGUACUGUAAUGAAUGGUUUCUUAAAUAAGCCGUUGCAAAGGAUGUUUACAACAAUGUCACUAACUGGCUUCGGAUCAAACUUUCAGCCAGUUAAAAGUGAUUUACCUUGUGGUAUAUCUUUAGAAAGUGCAAAGGUGCUUUACAAUUAUGUUAGUGGCGCAGUAAAAGGAAUCGGUCUCAUUUUACACAGACACGGAUUUCGUUGCAGCUUUAGAAGUAAAUCAGAUUGUGAAUAUACGAACUUGAACUUAGAAACAUUAUUGCCAGACACGAAUAAUUUGGAUAUAAAAGAGACUACUAUUAACUUUGUGCAAGAGAAAUCAUCUUCUCGUUAUUUGACUUUAAGCAGUAUAGAAAUGAAGCCAAUGGAGAUUAAAGCUUUCUUUGUGCAGGACACAACCUUAAACAAACACUUGAAUAAAACCAUUUUGCAUUAGUAUUGUUCCCAGUGUUGAUUAUUUCCUAGUUCGUGCUUUCACUUUAAUUUGUGCAAUGAGAUUUAAAGGCCUUCCAUAGUAGAAAAGUCGUUUGAAGCACCAAAACUAAAAAUGUUUUAUUUAUUUUUAGCUCGACUAUUCGAAAAAUAAGUGGGCUAUACUACUCGCCCCAGCGUCGGCAUCGGCGUCCGGUUAAAGUUUUAGGGCAAGUUGGGAUUUUCACUUAUAAAUCCAAUACCGUUCAUUCAAUUGACUAAAUACUUCACACAGUUGUUCAGGGCCAUCACAUGAUGAGGUUAGAUAACUCCACAUUAUUCUUUACACAGAUUAUGGCCCCUGAUUGACUAUGGAACUUAGGUUAAAGUUUUAGGGCAGGUUGGGAUAUUUAUUAAUAACUUCUAUACCCUUUGUUCAAUUGACUUAAUACUUCACACAGUUGUUCAGGACCAUCACACAAUGAGGUUCCAUAACUCUAUAAUAUCCUUAAUACAAGUUAUGGCCCCUGAUUGACUAAGGUUUUAAGUUUUAGGGCAGGUUAAAGUUUUAGGGCAAGUUGGGAUUUUCACUUAAAACCCCAAUACCAUUCAUUCAAUUGACUUAAUACUUCACACAGUUGUUCAGAGCCAUCACAUAUUUAGGUCAGAUAACUCCAUAUUAUCUUUUAUACAAAUUAUGGCCCCUGAUUGACUAUGGAACUUAGGUUAAAGUUUUAGGGCAGGUUGGGAUGUUUAUUAAUAACUUCUAUACCCUUUGUUCAAUUGACUUAAUACUUCACACAAUUGUUCAGGACCAUCACACAAUGAGGUUACAUAACUCCAUAUUAUUUACUACAAGUUAUGGCCCCUGGUUGACUUAGGUUAAAGUUUAAGGGCAGUUUAAAGUUUUAGGGCAAGUAGGGAUUUUAAUGAAAAAACUUCUAUACCAUUCAUUCAAUGCACUUAAUACUUUGCAGAAUUAUUGACGACCAUCUUACAACAAGGAACAUAACUCCAUUUUAGCCCUAAAUACAAAUUAUUGCCCUUAAAUGUUGUUUCCCCACAGUUUAAUAUUCAUAACCACAUUUUCAUAAAGCUAUUUGAAUGACGUGCGUCAUUGUCUGGGCGGGCUGGUGUUAGGGCAGCGUCAAAGUCACCAUGGUUGACUUUCUGUAACCAAACUUGAUAUGUAGGAAGAGUUUAUGGAGGUCGUCCAUGGGGUUGUGUUUGGGGCCAUUAGGAUCAAGGUCACUCUUACAAAAAUAGAAGAAACAGUUGAAACUGAAUCUCUUCUGCCAAUCAUUAAAAAUCUGGUUUUGUCACAUCACGAUUCUUGUUCACUUUUCAAUUUGAUUGUUUUAUUGCUUUUGACAGGCACAUUACAUCGUUAUUGUAUUCACUUCUAAGUCAAAGCGGCGUAGUCGAGCGCGCUGUCUUACGACGGCUCUUGUUUUAUUUUUGAGGCUCAAUAUUUAGCAAGCAUAAUUUAUUUAUCCGUUGCAACAUGUGUAGCUGUAAUUAGGAGUUGGGCAAAUUUUACGAAAGAAGAUUUUAUCAGUUUCAGUUAUAUGGGUAUCAGUUUAACAAACAACAUACAAAAUGCAUAAACAUAAAUUUGCAUGAUUAAGUAAUAUAAAGUCAAAACGCAUUUACAUUUCGCGAACAUCUGAUAAAAUUUUCUUCCGUAAAAUUUGGUCAACUCCUUACUCCCCCAAAACAUGUCACAAAGAAUGUAUGUUUUACUCUCGAAAAAGAUCGUUCCUCAAAACAAAAUAUAACAUGAACUUUUGAAACGUUUGAAUUUUUGGCCUUUCACAACCACUUUUGCAUUGUUGAAGGCGCUUAUAAAUGAUAUUAUAGUUUUGUUAUUCCACGCUUUGAUAUAUGAUUUGCUUACAUGUUAGUGUAUGUACUGUUUUUUACACGACAGCCGACUUUUAUAAAUAAUGUUUUGUCAAAGAAUACCAUGCAUGUAUACAUGUAUAAGUGCAAAAAAAAUAGAA